This is a messenger RNA of Saccharomyces paradoxus, 420 nucleotides long. It is a transcript of the gene RDL1, whose product is annotated as thiosulfate sulfurtransferase RDL1. The coding region runs from base 1 to 420 and encodes 139 amino acids. Gene Ontology annotation, cellular component: mitochondrion. The transcript has a single exon. NCBI's taxonomy places the organism in Eukaryota, Fungi, Ascomycota, Saccharomycetes, Saccharomycetales, Saccharomycetaceae. The record is from RefSeq and is a predicted model, not a curated record. Gene Ontology annotation, molecular function: thiosulfate-cyanide sulfurtransferase activity.
AUGUGGAAGGCUGUCUUGAAUGCAUGGAACGGAACCGAGAACCAAAGCGAGAAUGCUUCAAAUAUUCAAUCGUAUAAUUUUGAAGACAUGAAGAGAAUCGUUGAAAAGCAUGACUCCAACGUGGUUUUGGUAGAUGUUAGAGAACCAUCUGAGUACUCAAUUGUUCAUAUCCCUGCUUCUAUCAAUGUGCCAUAUAGAUCGCAUCCCGACGCGUUUACUUUAGGUCCUCUCGAAUUUGAGAAACAAAUUGGUAUCCCAAAACCUGACAGUUCAAAGGAGCUGAUAUUUUACUGUGCUUCUGGUAAACGCGGGGAAGAAGCUCAAAAAGUCGCUUACUCACAUGGAUAUUCGAACACAUCUCUAUAUCCUGGCUCUAUGAAUGAUUGGAUUGCACACGGGGGUGAUAAACUUGAUUUAUAA